AAGACGGAUCCUCUCUGCCUAUUUUAAACUGAGAGAGAGUAGAAAAUAUACCUCUUAUCUCCAUAGUUUAAGUUUUUAAAAAUAUUUUUAUACCCAUUGAGCAGUUUUCAAGUAGCAUUGAACCGGAGCGGAAACCUGAUUACAAAGCGUGUUUAGAAUAAUGAUUUUAAUUAAAAUAAUUAAUUACUUUUUUAUAAUAAUUGCAAUAACAUUUACUUUUACUUCAACGAUUAGUGCAAAUACAACAGAUGUUGCGAUUACAACAGAUAUUCCGAUUACGACAGAUAUUGCGAUAGAGACUGAAGCGCCAGAAACUAGUGAGAAUGAACCCGUACGUUCUUCUAUUUUCAUGAUAGCUGAAUGGGACGAUGAUGUCUUUCAUUGGGAACGUGUUAAGUUGUCACACAAGGACCGCUCGUGGCGUCUACCAAAUUCAACAUUUCCACUUUCCUAUCAUUUGCAUAUAUCAACUGAAAUACAUCGCCAGAUCUUUGAGUACCAGGGCAAUUGCACGAUUGAAGUAUUAGUUCAAAACGAUACAGACGAAAUUGUGCUGCAUACGCAAAAUUUAAAUAUUUUAAAUAUUUCCAUAACAAAUUUAGCAACAAAUGAGCUUUACGCAAAUACCACAUUUAUUGUUAUUCCUGAUUUACUGAUAAUUAGUCAGAAUUCAAGUUCAGCGACAUUUUUACGUCAUCAGCGUUUGAGCAUUGAGAUACUUUACACUGGCCUUAUCAGAAAUGGCAAUUCUGGCUUUCACAAAUUAACAUACACCGACGAGAACAACCAAACAAUUGUAGGUGCUUCCACACAACUGGAGCCGAUAUAUGCGCGGACUGUGCUACCUUGUUACGAUGAGCCAAGCUUUAAGAGCAACUUCAACAUACGUAUUACACACGGAAGUAAUUAUACGGCAAUUUCCAAUAUGCCACAACAAGACUUGAUUGUCGACAGUUUCAACAAUAUGACUACCACUGUGUUUAUGGAGACCCCACCAAUGACCACCUAUGUUUUAGCUUUUGUUAUUUCAAAUUAUGUGCAUAUCUCAAGCACAGAAGGAGGUGUAAAGCAAAAUAUUUACUUCCCACCAAACUCGAAAGCUGGUGGUUACAAGGGCUUACAAAAUGCGGCGAGAGCAUUGAAGAGGUUUGGUGAAUUUCUGGAUAUACCUUAUGUGCUACCAAAACUCGAUCACGCAUUGGUGAAAGAGUCAUAUGGCAAGGCUAUGGAAAACUGGGGCCUUAUUACAUAUAGCACAGAAGCAUUUAUGAAAGAUAAUGAAACCGAUAUAGCAAAGAGGUUUACUGCCGAUUAUACCCAAAAUCACGAAUUAGUGCAUCAAUGGUUCGGAAAUUUAGUUUCACCACAGUGGUGGGAUUCUAUUUGGUUAAAUGAGGGCUUCGCUUCAUACUACGCUUACGUUUUAACUGAUAUGAUAUCACCUGAAUAUGAAGCAAUGGAUGCUUUCGACAUUAAUAUUUGCAGAGAAGCAUUAUUUAUUUUAAUUGAUAAGCCGAUGUUAAAUUAUGUUGAGAAACCUUUGGAUAUUAAACAGGCUUUCAGUGGAGUGGUUUACUAUAAAGCGCCUUGCAUCAUACAAAUGUUUAAUUAUGCACUUAAACCAGAAAUUUUUACUAAAGGAAUAUCAGCAUAUUUAAAAAAAUUCUCAUAUGGCAUAGCAAACGAAGACAACCUAUAUGAUGAACUACAAAAUGUGCUCAUUGAUUAUUAUCAGGAACAAAAUAAUAUAUGGAAAUAUAGCAUACAUGAGAUCAUGAAAACUUGGACACAUAGUAAAAGUUAUCCUUUUGUAACUGUUACCAGAAAUUACACUGACAACACAAUAACUAUACGCCAAACAUCGAUUGUACCCAGCCAAAACGAGUACUGGUGGAUUCCAUUGAAUUUUGCAACUGCUUCUCAGCCUAACUUUGAAGAUGCUACAGCAGAUUUUUUCAUGCCACCCGUGCCGGAACUAACAAUUAAUUUAGAUGACCUUAAUAUAAAAUUGGAGGAAACUGAUUGGUUCUUGGUAAAUAAAUUAGGUAAAGGAUUUUAUAUAACUCAAUAUGAUGACGAAAAUAUGCGUAGACUGGCGCUCGCGCUCUCUGAGAAUCACGAAAUCAUACAUAGAAGAAAUCGAGCAUUACUUGUUAAAGAUAUUGAGCAGUGGAUUACUAGAGGAAAAAGUUUUGAUGCUAUCAUCAUAUUGCGACUUUUAAAAUACUUAGAGAAAGAAACGGAUCCAUUUGUGUGGUCAUCAUCAAUUGAUCUUAUGUAUCGUCUAUCGAAAGAAGGCCAGCAAUUAUUAGCACCGAUUUAUAAAACUAUUAAACAGCAAAAUAAAUUAACUAUGAAUUUGAGCCAAUAUUUCAUGUUAAAUGACCUUGAUGGAUUAGCCUGCUACUUGGAACUAAGAGAAUGUUUGUUGGAAUCUAAAAGAAAAAUACUGAAUGCCAUUAAUGGAACCAUUCCUGUAAACGAUAUAAAUGAAAAACUUUGUGAUGGUGCAAAAGUACUUGAAGAUGAUGAAUUUGAAUUGGUGCUAAGUUAUUACAUGGCAGAGAAUCACAGUUAUUAUAAUUGGAAAUACCUGACUUGCACAAAGAAUCCUACGCAAUUUGAAAGAUUGUUGCAGGAAGCCAGUUAUAUAAAAGCAAACGACAGUCAAUGUGAGAACAAAUUGCAAUUCCUCGGUUCAUUGGCUGGUAAUCGUUUUCGUAAUAGCUUCAAAAUGGAGUUGAGCUUUAACUUAUUAGAUAAACUAAUGCCAGAGUUGCUAAAGACAACUGUUUGUAGUCCAGUAGUUCUUUGUGAGACCUUAUUUUGUGAUGCAAGCACUGUGCCAUCUCAGUUUAAGACACAAUAUAUUAAUUUCUUGGAUCAAUGUCAAAGAGCAAAAGAAGCUGGAACCUUUGAUAGUGAAGAAAUCUUUUAUAUUAAUCCCGACGAUAUUGGUUCGACUGCUAAUGAAAAUAGUGAUAAAGGUGAUUUCAAAAGUGAGGAUAUUGCAAAAGCUUGGGAAGAGGACAACGAAAUUACAAUGUGUAGUGCGCGUCUAAAUUUUCAUACUAUCGGCAACACAGUCCUUAUUCUAAUUAUUUUUAUUGGAUUUUCUGCCGGGCUACGUCCAACCAACUUAUUGAAAACUACAGACAAUACAACUCGACAAACAUCAAGACGUUCACUGCGUCUGCCAAACAGCACAUUUCCAUUACAUUACGACUUACAUAUAAAUACAAGCAUACAUUUAGAGGAUUUUGUCUAUAUCGGAAAUGUGACCAUUGACAUUGAGAUUAGAGAGUCCACAAAUGAGAUUGUCAUGCAUGCAAAGAAUUUGAGUGAUUUCGAGAUUAUCGUCUAUGAGUUACCAAGUGGCGAUGUGGUUACAGAUCUAACACACUCGUACGAUCCAUUCAGCCACUUCUUGAUUAUACAUCCUAUUCAACGUUACGUUGCCUUCGAGGCGGGUCAACUGUACCGUGUGCAAAUCCUCUUCAAGGGGCUUUUACAUAGCACAACUUAUGGCUUCUAUUGGUUUUCCUAUAACGACCAAAACAAUCGAACUGUUUACCAAGCAGCAACACAAUGUGAACCGACCAGUGCACGUUUAGCCUUUCCAUGCUAUGACGAACCAGCAUUCAAGUCGAAUUUUACAAUACACCUCACACACAGCGAUAUCUACACGUCCAUCUCCAAUAUGCCGGUGCGGCAGUUGAUACGACAUGAUGAAAGUAAUUUGGUUACAACUAGUUUCUACACAACACCGCCGAUGUCCACUUAUCUGGUGGCAUUUGUCAUCUCCAAUUUCGAAUACAUAUCGGAAGAAUAUCGUAAUGUAACACAACGCAUUUUUACUUCACCCACAAUAGAGGAUAAAGGACACAAUGCACUGAAGAAUGCUGUGCGUGUGGUAGCCCAGUUGGAGGACUACUUUGGCAUUAAGUAUUCAUUGACAAAACUGGAUCACAUUGCAUUGAAUAAAAACUAUGGUGCUGCCAUGGAAAAUUGGGGUUUAAUUACUUAUAAAGAGGAUACGUUGGUACAUCAAAAUGAUGCUGAUGUACAUAAAAAACUAAAGGAUAUUCUAACACAGAACCAUGAAAUUGUACAUCAAUGGUUCGGUAAUUUAGUUUCGCCCGAAUGGUGGACGUACGCUUGGAUUAAUGAGGGCUUUGCUACGUACUUUGCAUACAUUUUGACAGAUUUGCUCUAUCCUGAAUAUAAAGUGAUGGAUUUUUUUUUAACCGACAUUGCUGAACGUGCGUAUGGUUUCAAUUUCAUAUCUGUUCGUCCCAUGACGUACUAUGUCGAAACUGAGUCAGAGAUAAUUUCAAUAUUUGACAUAAUCUCCUAUCAGCGAGCUGCGUGCGUCAUUAAAAUGUUUCAUCACGCAUUCGAUCAGAAGACCUUCUUACGUGGCAUCAAUAGAUUUCUGCGUAAAUAUCAGUACACGGUGGCGAAUGAGUUAAAACUUUUUGAGGCUCUACAAGCUGAGAUUGCAGAGGAUGAACAGUUCGGAGCACAAAGCUGGAGUAAAUCCAUUAGUGAAAUAAUGCUUUCUUGGACACAUAGUGAAUGGAUACCGAUUGUAACAGUGAAGCGUAAUUAUGAUGACAAUACCAUAACAAUUACCCAACGUUCAAACGAUUUACACUCACAGGAAUAUUGGUGGAUACCUAUAAAUUUUGCCAUUCCUAAGGCUUAUGACUUUGAACGUACCAGUGUGGAUUAUUUUAUGCCACCAACAGCUAAAGUAACUUUAAGCAUAGAAGAUUUGAACUUAGAUUUAGAGCGUUAUGACUGGUUGAUUGUGAAUAAGCAGCAGACCGGUUUCUAUCACGUUCACUAUGAUACCCGAAAUCUACUUAACAUAGCCAAGCAGCUGCAAGCCGAUCAUAAUGUUAUACAUCCAUUAAAUAGAGCUGCCAUAUUUCAGGAUCUAUGCCCACUAAUUGAAAACAAUGAACUCGAAUCAGUAGAUGUUAUCUUUGAAUUGCUCAAGUACUUGGAGCAUGAAGAGCAUCUCAUACCAUGGAAUUUCGUUGCAGAUACUGUGAUUUUCUUUGAUAAAAAUCUUUUUGGCACUGCCGCUCAUGCACGCUAUAAACAGUUUAUACGUCGUAUUAUAGCACCUAUUUUUAAGCAACUUUUUGGUACGCAUGUGAAAGCUAAUUUAACCAAUACCGACUUACAAACCAGACAGAAGGUGUUGGACAUGGCUUGCAUGGCAGACUUGAAGGAGUGUUUGGACUUUACGCAUGGUAUUGCGCACAAUUAUAUGUUUGGACACAUCAAGUUGAUGGCUGAUAUGGAUUACUAUGCCAUGCAUGACUCAAUUUUGUGUUUGGGUCUUAAAUAUUUAGAUGAUUCUGAGUUUAAUCAGAUUAUGGACUUGUUGGCUAAGACAGAUAAAAAGUCACUCUUCUACGACGAUUUGAUUUACUCACUUCGUUGCACUCAAAACAAAGCUCAUUUGCAGCAGUACCUAGAUUUGCUUAUUGGUGAACACAACUCAAAUAGUAUAAUGAAUGAUAGCGAUUCAAUGAUGUACUUCUUUUAUUUGUACAAAGUUAAUAUGGCAUCUAGAUCGGUGGUAUGGCGCUUCUUUGAACAGAACUAUAAAAAACUUUGCCAUUCACAGUACUUUGCUGAGAACUUCAAUCGCAUAGCAGAAUAUAUACCGCAAAGGCAUCGUGAUCAAUUCAUGCAAUUACGUCAAGAUAUUAUAGAUGAACUACAGACUAACAACAUUGGGGAAACAGACACUCUUAUAAAUACCGACUCGAAUCGCAUAGGAAAAAGAGUGAAACUAAGUGAAGUUUUCGUGGAAAAAUUUCAUCGUCAAAUACAUGAUUGGCUCAAACGAGAACAAAAUCCUUCAGUAUAUGCAGCCGCUUCCAUUUCUGGAGGUAGCCGGAAUCAUGCCCCACAAUUGAAAUUCUCUCUGCAUAUGGUAACAAAAAUAUUUAAAAGGAUUUUGCAACUCAAACUGUAGUAAUACAAAAACUCUCAACAAAAAGUGCAUUUAUACUUAAAAUUAGUUUAUUAAGUAAAUUUAUGUUAUAUAAUAAUAUUAUA
This is a messenger RNA of Teleopsis dalmanni, 6081 nucleotides long. RefSeq lists its product as uncharacterized. Bases 161 to 5998 code for a protein of 1945 amino acids. NCBI's taxonomy places the organism in Eukaryota, Metazoa, Arthropoda, Insecta, Diptera, Diopsidae. Gene Ontology annotation, biological process: peptide catabolic process; proteolysis. Gene Ontology annotation, molecular function: peptide binding; metalloaminopeptidase activity; zinc ion binding. The transcript has 13 exons. Gene Ontology annotation, cellular component: cytoplasm. The record is from RefSeq and is a predicted model, not a curated record.